AAGAGUGGACCAUAACAAGGUAAGAAAAAGGCGAAUUCCUAUGUCAUGGAUGAUGGUGGAUCUGCACUCUGAAUCACUGUGGAAAAAGCGCAAUCAUCAUCAUCAUUUCCAUUUCUCAUUUUUCCAAUUCCCAAUUUGUUUUCUCCCAUUUUGAAUUCUUGAAACAGACAAAAAAAACCUGUGAUGAAAUUAUUGAAUUGACGAUUUCUCAGCCCAUCAAUGGCAAUUUUCCUAGGUUUUUGGCACCCACGAACGCAGGCACCUUUAUUGCACAUAUAUAAUAAUGCAAUGUAUAUGUGUAAGUGAAGAUCCCACCUUUUUUCCCCCCUAAUCUGCAUGUGUGUUUGUGGUUUUUGCCAUUUUUUCUUCCCUUUUCAUUGUCCCUCUCCUCAAUUUGGGGAAUCCUAGGUUUCUCUGUUUAAAAAUUUCGACUUUUUUUUAGCCCUUUGAAAGGAUUGAUUCAGUUUCUCUCUGAACCCGGGAAAAGGAAGAUAUGCAAUUAUACAUGCAGAUGUAUGUAUUAAUGAAUGAAUAGCUACAUUCUUCAACUUUUCCUUGGGAAAAAAACUCAAUAACCCAGAAUGUGGAAGCAAAUUCUUGGUAAAUUGCCUCGAAAGCCUCCGAAAUCGGAGUCUGAUCCUCCAAGAAACACUAACCCGGGGCCGAAUUCGUCAUCUGCUGGCGGGCCUGCUGCUAAAAGAGCAGCUUCGGCUGCAGUCUUUCCGGCCAGUGUGAUUGCUGGAAUCGAGCCGUUGCUCGCCUUCAAGGAUGUCCCGAGCUCAGAAAAGAUGAAUCUUUUCAUAAGUAAGCUGAGUCUCUGCUGUGUAGUGUUUGAUUUCACUGAUCCCAUGAAGAAUGUUCAAGAAAAGGAGCUUAAACGAGCCACAUUGCUUGAGCUGCUUGAUUUUGUAUCGCAGAACCCCCCGAAAUUCACAGAGCCCGCGAUUUUAGCAUCCUGCAAGAUGUGUUCCGUCAACUUGUUUCGUGUUUUCCCACCAAGUACGCGGUCUAGUAGCUCGAGUUCAGGUGAGAAUGAUAAUGAUGACGAGCCAACAUUUGAUCCGGCCUGGUCGCACUUGCAGAUAGUGUAUGAUUUCCUGCUCAAGCUUGUAACUUCGCCCUCUUUGGAAACUAAAGUCGCCAAGAAGUAUAUAAAUUACGCCUUUAUUCUGAGAAUCAUUGACUUGUUUGAUUCAGAGGAUCCCCGGGAAAGGGACUGUUUGAAGGCAAUUCUCCACAGGGUAUAUGGGAAGUUUAUGGUUCAUCGGCCAUUUAUAAGGAAGUGUAUGAGCAGUGUGUUCUAUAGGUUCGUAUUUGAGACGGAGAAACAUAAUGGGAUUGCAGAGUUGUUGGAGAUUUUUGGGAGUGUGAUCACCGGAUUCGCUCUGCCUCUAAAAGAGGAACACAAGAUAUUUCUUUCGAGGGCACUGAUUCCUCUGCACAAGCCAAAGUCAUUGGGGAUUUACUUUCAGCAGCUAUCAUAUUGUGUGAGUCAGUUUAUUGAGAAGGAGCCGAAGCUGGCUAGUUGCGUGAUUACAGGGCUUUUGAAAUAUUGGCCCGUCACGAAUAGCCAAAAGGAGGUCAUGUUUUUGGGUCAGUUGGAGGAGAUUCUUGAAAUAAUUAAUAUGGCAGAGUUUCAAAAGGUCAUGGUUCCAUUGUUUUGGCGUCUUGGGCACUGCAUCAAUAACUACCAUUUUCAGGUAGCCGAAAGAGCUCUUUUCCUGUGGAACAACGAUCAAGUCGUGAACCUAAUAGCACACAACCGGCAAGUUAUAGUGCCAAUAAUUUUCCCAGCUUUGGAACAAAACUCAGAGCACCACUGGAACCAGGCCGUCCUGAACUUGACUCUAAACGUGAAAAGAAUGCUGGCUGAGAUGGACGACACGCUGAUUGUGGCCUGCAUUGCAAAUUACAAGGAGGACCAAGCGCGUAAAAAGUCAGAGGUGGAGAGACGGAAGAAAGUGUGGGAGCGACUGGAGAAUGCCGCGAGUCUCCAACCGGUGACGGGUAGGACUCCAGUUCUGGUAAGCUUAGUGUAGAGUGGGUUGAUGAUUCUAUUUGCCUUGGGGGUUUUUGUGGUCGGGGAAACCAGAAGGAGCCGCGUCGGAAUUGGUAAGGACGCCCAGCCUGUUGUUGUUACAAACCCUAAUCUGAAUGCUGCUGAUGCUGCUCUGUUUCUCUAUCUUUAUCUCUAUUCUCCCCAGAAGGGUCUCUGCCUUAGUAUUUUUACUAAACUAACUGUUGUUUGUUAGUCUCUCUCUUUUAUUUUUUUAUUUCUCUCUCUUUUCUCUCUCAUUUGUCUCUUGUUUUCCUACCCUUUUUUGGCCAACUUAAUUAGUAUAAUUAUUAUCUUGCAUCUC
Messenger RNA from Salvia hispanica, 2360 nucleotides. Its product is annotated as serine/threonine protein phosphatase 2A 57 kDa regulatory subunit B' kappa isoform-like. Gene Ontology annotation, biological process: signal transduction. Gene Ontology annotation, cellular component: protein phosphatase type 2A complex. The record is from RefSeq and is a predicted model, not a curated record. NCBI's taxonomy places the organism in Eukaryota, Viridiplantae, Streptophyta, Magnoliopsida, Lamiales, Lamiaceae. Gene Ontology annotation, molecular function: protein phosphatase regulator activity.